Molecule: messenger RNA, 1728 nt
Organism: Gopherus flavomarginatus (Mexican gopher tortoise)
Lineage: Eukaryota; Metazoa; Chordata; Testudines; Testudinidae
Product: cytochrome c1, heme protein, mitochondrial
Exons: 6
Coding region: 405-1472 (355 amino acids)
Biological process (GO): mitochondrial electron transport, ubiquinol to cytochrome c
Molecular function (GO): electron transfer activity; heme binding
Source: RefSeq, a predicted model, not a curated record
CCAUAGUCCUGCCUGCUGCUGCUCCCCUUGUAGAGAAGAGGGGAAGUUGCUGGUCCCAGUGUCCCAUAACCCAGAGACCCCCAUCUCUGUGUCUAGUGAGGGGUGGCGUGAGAGGCCCGGACUCAGUCCAUGUGCCUGGGGCUGGCUGGCUGGCUUAAACAGAAUCCAUCUGGCAGGGAGCUCUGGAGAGCCACAGCCCACCCACCUGCUUCUUCCCACCCCUACCGCUACGGCGCAAUACUCCACGGCCCCAGCUAGGGGCUGUCGCUAAGACACCUGAAAUUUCAGCUCCUUGCUCCUGACCCAGCUGGACCCUUCCCAAUCUGUGUGGAAGGGGGACUCUGCUUCCUUCUGCUCGGGUGGGAGCAGGCCAGUGGCUCCUUGCACCCAGGGCUGAGCAGGCCAUGCUGUGCUUGGAGGCGUGUUGCAUCCCAUGCACCCGCAGGCUGCCUGCUCCCCUACCCUCCUCUCCUGGAGCAGGGGAAGGUUUCACAGGCUUGAACUGGGUCCCUCUGGGCAGCACCAGCCACCGUGCCGGUGUGGACUCUGGGGAGUGUGGCUGGGGGCGCAGAGGCGGGUGCCCAUGCUGGAGCUGGCAGGCUGAGCGACUCUUGUCUGUGUUCCAGGCCAGCAUGUCGUCGCUGUCGGGCAUGUCCCGUGGCAGGAAGGUGGCGCUGUCUGCGUUGGGCGUGCUGGCUGCCGGUGGCGCUGGGCUGGCCCUGGCUCUCCACACGGCUGUGAGUGCCAGCGACCUGCAGCUGCACCCUCCCAGCUACGCCUGGAGCCACAACGGCCUGCUGGCCUCCCUAGAUCACAGCAGCAUCCGGCGCGGCUACCAGGUGUACAAGCAGGUGUGUGCCGCCUGCCACAGCAUGGACUAUCUGGCCUUCCGCAAUCUCAUCGGCGUCUCCCACACCGAGGCUGAAGCCAAGGCCCUGGCCGAGGAGGCGGAGGUGGUCGAUGGCCCAGACGAGAACGGCGAGAUGUUCACGCGCCCAGGCAAGCUCUCCGAUUACUUCCCCAAGCCCUACCCCAACCAUGAGGCGGCACGAGCAGCCAACAACGGGGCGCUGCCCCCAGACCUGAGCUACAUCAUCAGCGCCAGGCACGGGGGUGAGGACUACGUGUUCUCCCUCCUCACCGGCUACUGCGACCCGCCCCCUGGGGUGGUCAUCAGGGAAGAGCUGCACUACAACCCCUACUUCCCGGGGCAGGCCAUCACCAUGGCGCCCCCCAUCUACAACGAGAUCCUGGAGUUCGAGGAUGGGACCCCAGCCACCAUGUCCCAGAUAGCGAAAGACGUGUGCACGUUCCUGAGGUGGGCAGCGGAGCCAGAGCACGAUCACCGCAAGCGCAUGGGAAUGAAGAUGCUGAUGAUGAUUGGCCUCCUGACACCCCUCAUCUACUACCUGAAGCGCCACAAGUGGUCUGUACUAAAGAGCAGGAAAAUCGCGUACCGGCCCCCCAAGUAAGCACUGGAUCCAGCAUGCUGGCCCGCGGGCCUUGGCCACCCGGCCACCGCACGACCCCUCCCAGGACAGGAAUGUAUGUACAGCUGGACGGACAGACGGGGGCAGCCCACUCCUCAUGACGCGUUACUCCUAUUUAAUGUCCUCUCCCUUGGACGCAGCUGCUAGGCCUGGGAACGGACUCUGGGAAGGGGGGGCAGCUGCUGUCUGUACGCGCAAGCUGAGGGGCAGAAAUAAACCUUCAAUCUUCAGCGGGAAA